GUGCCCUCACUUUCGUUUCUCAUUUCGCGGCAUUCGGUCGGUUUUCUGUUUUACUCUGCCUUAAAGUCCAAUCGGAAGCCGGCUUAACAACAGUCUUAUCAAUGAAUUAAUUUAAGUUGAGAUUAAGUAGCAUAUCGAACAAAAACACAAAAACCACCAACAACAAUGGCGAACAAACGUAGAAACAACAAAGAAAUUCUAUCUCUGCUUCUUCUCACCGUCUUAUUGGGAUUUUUGGCGGAGGGAAGUUCUCUAUUGAUUCCCCCGAAAAGUCAACAAUUCUUUAAGCUACAAAAUGAAGUUAGUCUGGAGGAAUUGGGACAAAGGUCGAGUUCUCCACAAACGACUUACAAAUUCGAGACGGAUCUGGAGAUCAAUUCUGUUUGGAGUCAGAAUAAUGAUCAAUUGCUGGAGAUUUUCAUCAGCGAGAGUCGAGUGGCUGCCGCAGAAAGGGAUCGUUCCAUCACGAAGAUCCCCGACAGACCCUUCUACAUCAGUCUGGUUAAUGGACAGCCCCAUAAAGUCAUAGCCCAUACUUCCAAGGAUCAAUCCCUGCUAAAUCUGGAGCGUGGUAUCGCUUCCCUUCUGCAGUUGAGGUUGGAUGCAUCCCAAGAAGAGGAGCUGGACGUUUCUGGGCUGUGUCGUGUGUCCUACAAUGUGAAAUCCUCAACAAGAGUUGAAAAGACCAAGAGAGACUGUGCUCUGUGGGAUCUCAGGGUUACCUAUCAUCCAGAAGAAGCUCUCGGUGUCAGCCAGCAGUCCCAGGAGCAAGUCUCCUAUCAACUCUCUUCAGAGGGAUCGCUCAUUAAAGCAGAAUCUGUGGAGUCUCAUCGUCUUAGCUUGGCGGCCAAGCCGGAUGUGGGAAGCUUGGUCAAGAGUGUUCUCAUCCUUCAACAGAGCGGCCAGGGAUCGAGUGAUGUCAAGCAGCUGGACCAGGACAGUUUAGAGGCGGCCAUUGAGGGUCUGUUGGAAUGGUAUCGCGUCUUUGAGCUGGAAUCCGAUGUUGAUGGCAUAAUAAGCGAGUUGAAGGAGCAAACUCUUGAGGAACAACUGAAGGCCUCUUUGGACGAACUGCAGUCUGAGGACGUUGGAAAAUCCUCACUGGCAUUGGCUUACGUCAAACUCAUUCCAUUGGCUCGGAUUACCAGUCAGGAACGAUUUGCAGCUCUGCUUAAAGAGCAUUCCAAACUCCUGCCCCAAUUAGUGGACCUUUUGGGAGCUGUUCAGACCUUCGAUGCCCACAACGCCACCUUUGGCUUCUUAUACAAAGAGGCGGACACAACUAACGAGCAACUGGAGCUGCUGGAGAAGUAUUUGCAAUCUCUGGCAGUGGCCACGCAUCCGGAGAGGAAAAUCAUUGAACAUUUAUAUGGAUUACUUCAGUCAGAAGUCGUCGCCAAGAAGCAGGCCAAACUGAGAGAUAGCAUCAUUCAAACUGUAGCCACCUUGACGCGCCAAAGUGGAUUCGAUGGAAAUGAUCUUUUGCUGCAGCAAGUGCGGGCAUAUAUCCUGCAGGGCAUCACCUCCAAGGAGCCAACAUUGUAUAUCAGGGCUCUGCAAAAUCUCCAAGAUCCCGUCACCAUUGAAUCCCUGCUGGAACAGGCCCAGAGUCGCGACGAACCAAGCAUAUCGGUGGCUGCUCUGCAGGCUCUCAAAUCCUUCCCCGUUGGCAGCUUUAAUUCCUCGCAUCGUCAGCAGUUUGAGGGAAUUUUCUAUCAGCGAAAACGGAGAUUCGACAGCUCUGCACGUACAUUGGCCUUGGAUGUUAUCCUAUCGCUGAGGCCCAGUCAGGAGCAGUUGGGCCAUCUCCUGGAUUAUUUGGCCUCCAAUGAUCGCCAGUUUGAGAUAAAAACCUAUGUGCUGCAGAAGCUGAGAAUGCUUGCCGAAAAGUGUCCAAGAUUCCGGGCUUUAUUCGAAGCGGAAUUGGUCAAGAGGAGACGUGUGAACAACUACAAUGUGCUGGGACAGAAGGGACUCACCACCGUGCUCACCCGUCAGCUUUCCCUAGCCCCCGCGUUCAACGAGUCGCUCCUAAGUACACAGGAGGUUUAUCAGGGCAUCCUAAAGCGUGGCUCUGUGGAGUUCCUGCUCCAUGCAGGGCGCUUACAGGCCAGCACUUUUAAACUGGGCAUCUACACCGCUGGCUUGGGGUCGCUGGUGGGCGAUGGCGAUGCUGAAGACGGCAACGAUGCCAUCCCAGCAGAUGAUGAACUGGGUGGCGAGGAAACCAUUACUGCUGGCAUGGAAAUCAGUGUGCAGGGCUCUCAACUGCGGCCUUUGAUCUUUUUCAAUGGCCAAACUGAGCUCAUGGGUCAUGUGUGGGGAGGAACCGCCUCCGAUACGACUCCCGCCUAUCAGGCCACCACUUUGGCCCAGGAUCAUGAACGCUACGUAAUCCUGGCAUCGGGAGCCACGCUUCACUGGCGAGUCCUGGGAGCCAGGAGUGUUGAUCUCAAUGGCAAAGUGGGUUUCAGCCUGUGGAACCGGAAUGCCCAGACGGAGAUCCAGCAAAACACGGGAAGCGCUUUGUUGGGUCAUGUGGCCGUGGGCUUCACCUACGCGAAGUUGGUCCAGGACUUUAGCCUUAUCCACGAGCCAAAAUUAAGUCUGCAGGCAGAUUUGGACUUUUAUAGUGGCAUCAAGCUCUGCAUGCAGUUGCAGCGACCGGAGCAGCUGCUAAAACAAACCAGCACUCGAUCCGUUUUCCUACAGUCUGUUGAUCGACCCUAUGCCAAACAUGUGAGCUCCAAGCUCUCUCACAAGACUCCGGGCUGCACUUUUGCCCUCAACCAGAAGAACAACGAAAUGUGCAACGUUAUUUUUAGCGAUUAAGAUUCAGAGAUUUGCAAAAUGCUUCCUUGAUAUUAAACCCUUAAAAAUGUAAACUCAGAGAUUAAGACUCGUAGAUGUAAAACUCAAAAGAACAAAGACAAUCUAAUUUUCUAUUA
Molecule: messenger RNA, 2948 nt
Organism: Drosophila kikkawai
Lineage: Eukaryota; Metazoa; Arthropoda; Insecta; Diptera; Drosophilidae
Gene: Mtp
Product: microsomal triacylglycerol transfer protein
Biological process (GO): lipid transport; lipoprotein metabolic process
Cellular component (GO): basolateral plasma membrane; Golgi apparatus; endoplasmic reticulum
Molecular function (GO): lipid binding
Source: RefSeq, a predicted model, not a curated record